GUGACAUUGGAAUUGCUUAAUGACAUAUGUUCUCUUGCGAAAACUUCACAAAGGACUACCACACUCUCGCCCCCUGGCAGCCAUACCGUACCGAACUAUCCAGCCGUAACCCCUUUAGUCUACUCCUCUCUUGAUACGAUCACAAUGUCUGAACAGUACAAGGGCCAGGACCUGAUGGAUAUUGCCAAGCAGGCUGAGCAAGAUCUUGCCUCAGACAAGCUCAAGCAUGGAGCUCAAGACGGUGGUUUUGGAGGGAAGACUGUCCAUGGAGGCAGUGUCAGCACCGUCGAAUCGGGCAUUGACCAAUCUGUUACCAAUAAAUUCCCUGGCAGCACCGCUGAAUACGGCAGCAAGGUCUCAGGAGCAGGGAACAACCGCGAAAUUCCUCCAGAGGAGGGUGGAGGUACCGUAAAGGGUACAGGAAGACCCACGAAAGCUGGAGACUUUGACCAAGGAGAGGCCGGCGAAGGCCCAGAAGAUGUCGCUGCCAGACGAGCUCAGGACCGGGGCGGAGACGAUGAUGUACGGAGUAACGUCAAGAACGCAUAAGAUGGAACACAAAAGUAGCUUGGAUUAUAUCACUCAGGCAUCACUUGGAGUACUGUACAUACCAAGCAGGCUACCAGCCUAUAAACGAUGUCAA
Molecule: messenger RNA, 643 nt
Organism: Exophiala oligosperma
Lineage: Eukaryota; Fungi; Ascomycota; Eurotiomycetes; Chaetothyriales; Herpotrichiellaceae
Exons: 2
Coding region: 145-549 (134 amino acids)
Source: RefSeq, a predicted model, not a curated record